Aspergillus homomorphus CBS 101889 is the source of this 2023-nucleotide messenger RNA. RefSeq names its product delta-1-pyrroline-5-carboxylate dehydrogenase prnC (gene prnC). The transcript is spliced from 3 exons. Gene Ontology annotation, cellular component: mitochondrial matrix. The record is from RefSeq and is a predicted model, not a curated record. NCBI's taxonomy places the organism in Eukaryota, Fungi, Ascomycota, Eurotiomycetes, Eurotiales, Aspergillaceae. Gene Ontology annotation, molecular function: L-glutamate gamma-semialdehyde dehydrogenase (NAD+) activity. The coding region runs from base 212 to 1942 and encodes 576 amino acids.
CAGGCUCCUUCCGGUCAACCCCUUGCAUCGGCUGCAUUUCCCAUUGGCUGCUGCUGAGUCAGCUCACCGGCAGUAACCGCUUGUGUUCGCCUGCUCUCCGCCUGCUCAGUCGCAAUUAAAGCUUCGUGUUUCCCCGCGUCACCCGUUGCUCCUCUCCUUCUCUCUCUUUUUUCCUUUGUCGUCCUUGUUUCACGCCGAAGAGCUUGUCAUCAUGCAGUCUUCGUUGCUCCUCCGCGCCCGGGGUCUCCCCAAAUGCGCCUCCCACUCUGCCAGCCUGGCUCGCCAGAGCCGUGCCAUGGGCUCUUACGCCACCUUCAAGGUCCCUCGCAUUGACAACGAGCCUAACAAACACUAUGCUCCCGGCUCCCCCGAUCGCAAGGCCCUCGAGGAGGCUCUCGCCCGCACCAAGCAGAACGGCCCUCUCAACGUUCCCCUGGUCAUUGCCGGCCAGGAGAUCAAGAGCUCCGAGACAUUGACCCAGAGCAACCCUGCCUCUCACGCCCCCGUAGCCAACUACUCCAAUGCCUCCGUGGCUGACGUCCGGGCCGCCAUCGACGCCGCCCUCGAGGCCCGCAAGACCUGGGCCACCACCUCCUUCGCCGACCGGGCCAGCAUCUUCCUCAAGGCUGCUGACCUGAUCUCCACCAAGUACCGCUACGAUAUCAUGGCUCUGACCAUGCACGGCCAGGGCAAGAACGCGUGGCAGGCCGAGAUUGACGCCGCUGCCGAGCUGUGUGAUUUCUUCCGGUUUGGUGUGAAGUACGCCGAGGAUCUCUACGCCACCCAGCCCGUCCAUCACUCGCCUGGUGUCUGGAACCGCGUUGAAUAUCGCCCUCUGGAGGGUUUCGUAUACGCCAUCAGUCCUUUCAACUUCACUGCCAUCGGCGGUAACCUUGCGGGUGCCCCCGCCCUAAUGGGUAACGUCGUUGUCUGGAAGCCUUCCCCUUCGGCCAUCGCCUCCAACUGGCUCGUCCACCAGAUCCUUCUGGAGGCUGGUUUGCCCAAGAACGUCAUCCAGUUCGUGCCCGGUGACGCCGCCGAGGUCACCAACACCGUCCUCAACCACCGCGACUUCUCCGCUCUUCACUUCACUGGUAGCACCUCCGUCUUCCGCAGCCUGUACGGCCAGAUUGCCAACGGUGUCGCCGAGGGCAAGUACCGCAGCUAUCCUCGCAUUGUUGGUGAGACGGGUGGCAAGAACUUCCACCUUGUGCACAAGUCCGCCGACGUGCGCAACGCCGCUGUCCAGACCGUCCGUGGUGCCUUCGAGUUCCAGGGCCAGAAGUGCAGUGCCACUUCGCGCGCCUACGUCGCCGAGUCCGUCGCCGAGGAGUUCCUCUCCAUCGUGGCUGCUGAGACCAAGGCUCUGACGAUGGGCGAGCCCACCACCUUUACCAACUUCUGCGGCCCCGUCAUCCACGAGGCGUCGUUCAACAAGUUGGCGCAGGUGAUCGACGAGGCCAAGAACGAUUCCGAACUGGAGCUCCUGGCCGGUGGCACCUACGACUCCUCCAAGGGCUGGUACAUUCAGCCCACCGUCUACCGCACCUCCAACCCUGACCACCCCCUGCUGUCGCGCGAGCUGUUCGGCCCCGUGCUGGUCAUCCACACCUACGCCGACAAGACCGAGGCCGACUUCACCCGCAUGUGCGAGAAGAUCGACCAGACCGGCGAGUACGCCCUGACGGGUUCCAUCUUCGCCCAGGACCGCGAGGUUCUCCGCACCGCAGACGACGCCCUGCGCAACACGGCCGGUAACUUCUACAUCAACUGCAAGAGUACGGGUGCCGUGGUGGGCCAGCAGCCCUUCGGUGGCGCCCGUGCCUCGGGCACCAACGACAAGGCCGGAAGCGGCAACUUGCUCUCCCGCUUCGUCAGUCUGCGGUCGAUCAAGGAGGAGUUCAUCCCCACCUACAAGGUUGCUUACCCUAGCAACGCUUGAUGAUGAUGUAUAUGAUUUGCGUUCUUUAAUUUGUCACAAGUAGGUUGCAUAGUUCUGGCGUUAGGCAAUAUAUCCAUGUCC